UAUGUAUCUCAGCUGAGCCGGUGCAAGUGGACCGACCGGCCAGCUGACUGUCCGGUUUUAUGUUAUUUUCUGGCCAGACUCUUUUUUUUUUUUUCUUCCCCCAUUCCUCCCCCCUUCUCCCCAAGCUCCGACUGGCCGACCUCAUGUUGGACCUACCCUCCAAAAAAAGCCUACCUACCUAUGUCCUCGCCUGCCAACCAGGCCUACCGCCGUUUCCUCAUAGCUUGAGCUUCCCCAAAGCUCUGAUUUUCCCUCACUGCCCCGUUUCCCGACCCAUCUUGAAUUUCCCUCCCUCCCUCAUAACAAUGUGUCCUGCUCCGCCCUGCCUCCUAUCCUGAUUGCUAACCUGGGGGGUAUGCAUGAAUAGAAGGCGGCCGACCAUGAAUGCUCAAUGUCGCUUGGUCAAUUCGAUGAUCUGACCGACCUAACAAGGACGAUACCACAGAGCGACUCAGACGAACGCUUUACAAUCCCGCGCAGCCGCCGCCGUUACCUAUGUUCAGCCUUGACCGCCGUCAUUCCAAGCUCGACUAUGCCGUCCGAGUCGUCGAGACCCUCUCAAUGAAGAUUAUAUUGUUGCGAUAGUCGUUUUCAGAUCCUCUCUACUCCUCUCCCCAACACCUGUUCCGCGCGCAUCGGUCGUCUCCCUGCCUCCGCUGCCUGCGAACCACGUGCCGUCUCCACGCCCACCUCCUUCUUGUUGGCCGACCUCCCUCCUACGUCCGCGUCACCCCAGUCUUAAUAUGGCUACUAGCCCGGACAACAUCAAGGCUAAUAACGCCAAUGGCAACGGCGCCGGCCAGCUCGUGGAUUUCGUAUCUCAGCCGGUGGCUGCCGCUUUUUGCGCCGGUGGCGUCGCCGGAGCUGUGUCGCGCACCGUCGUAUCCCCCCUCGAGCGACUCAAGAUCCUCUUCCAAGUACAGAGCGCCGGACAUAAUGAGUACAAAUUAUCUGUCGGCCAGGCGCUUGCCAAGAUGUGGAGGGAAGAAGGCUGGAGAGGGUUUAUGGCUGGCAACGGGACUAAUUGCAUUCGCAUCGUUCCGUAUUCGGCCGUGCAAUUUGGCAGUUAUAACCUCUAUAAACGCCACAUUUUCGAGAAAUACCCCGGCGCUCCUCUGAGCCCUCUCGAGCGGCUUGUCUGCGGCGGCAUCGCGGGCAUCACGUCAGUCAUCUUCACGUAUCCACUCGACAUCGUGCGAACCCGGUUGUCCAUCCAGUCAGCAUCGUUCGCCGCGCUCGGCCAUAAAUCGCAAGACAAGCUCCCGGGUAUGUGGUCUACGUUGGCCACGAUGUACAAGCAGGAGGGCGGCUUGCUUGCCUUGUAUCGUGGCAUAAUACCUACCGUUGCGGGAGUAGCCCCAUAUGUCGGGUUGAACUUCAUGACGUACGAAUACGCCCGCAAGUAUCUAACCCCCGAGGGUGACCAAAACCCCAACGCCGCACGCAAGUUGCUCGCCGGCGCCGUAUCCGGCGCUGUCGCCCAGACUUGCACCUAUCCCUUCGAUGUUUUGCGGCGGAGGUUUCAGAUCAAUACCAUGUCCGGCAUGGGCUAUCAGUACAAAUCGAUAGGGGACGCGGUCAGGGUGAUAAUAGCCCAAGAAGGUCUGCGAGGCAUGUAUAAGGGCCUCAUCCCUAACCUCCUCAAGGUUGCACCUAGCAUGGCUGCCAACUGGCUGAGCUUCGAGGUUACUCGGGACUUCCUGGUUGGUUUGAAGCAAGAACCGGUGACUCUGUAAGUGGGGGGAGAGCUGAAUCGUGGUUGAAUAUCUUGGUGUCUCCUUUUUUUUUUCCCCCCUCCUUUCCUUCCCCAAUCCCGCGACCUGGACGUAAAUAAUCCAGGUCAUCCUCGACUACUUUUAGAUCGUCGCCGUGCACGGGCCUCCUUGGCUGGAUCGCUCGAUGGGACAUGAGAUUAGAGAACACAUUAUACAUGGGACGGGGAGUAGAUAAACGGACAUAGAGCACAAAUAUCCAAGUUCACUUGGCGGCACCAGUGGUACGACGACUGGACGGAAUAGCCUAGACGCCUACGAAGGCAUACAUACUGUAUACCCAUUCUGCUGCGGGCUCGUUCUAAAAGGAGAGAAAGAGGGCGUCGAAGGGUUGGACUUGGGUUGAGAGAUCAAUCAUCUCCCCUGUCAGAAACGCUGCCGGAUGAUGAGUACUUUGUAUAUAAGGAGUACGCGGGCAGUGAGGCGCGGUGAGGAUGCCUACGGUUAGGACAGAGGAGGCGAGAGGAGAGGAGAGGAGGGGAGGCCCCAGAAAUCAAAUGAAUUCGUCUCAUUUAUACGACAGCUACGCGGUAUAAUAGGAUGUUUG
Durotheca rogersii is the source of this 2319-nucleotide messenger RNA. RefSeq names its product mitochondrial carrier. Bases 744 to 1736 code for a protein of 330 amino acids. The record is from RefSeq and is a predicted model, not a curated record. Gene Ontology annotation, biological process: transmembrane transport. Lineage: Eukaryota; Fungi; Ascomycota; Sordariomycetes; Xylariales; Xylariaceae. The transcript is spliced from 5 exons.